AUGGCCGAGGCUCCCCGGGCCCCAGCUCUCCUCCUGACCCUGCUGCUUCCAGCCCUGCCUGGCCUGCUGCCGGCCCCCGCCCUUGGAGGAUGCCCCUCGGCGUGCCGCUGCUCCUUCGCCGUGCUCCAGUGCCUGCAGACCGACGGGAUCACCAGCAUCCCGCCACUGGCGCAGCAGGAAGGCGACAACGUGACGGAGAUUCACAUAGAGAACCAGUCUGGCCUGGAGAACAUCACAGACAAUGACCUGAUGAACUACAAAGAACUGAGAAACCUUACCAUCACGUCAUGCAACCUGAGGUUCAUCUCUGCCAACGCCUUCCAGAAAAAUGUCAAACUGCAAUAUGUAGAUCUGGCGUUGAACUCCCUGGAGGUGAUCAGCUGGAGGGUUUUCCACUUCCUGCCUCUGCUCAACCUGGUUCUGCGGGAGAACCCGCUGGUGUGUUCCUGCGACCUGCACUGGCUGCAGCAGUGGCAGCUGAGUGGCCGCGGAGACCUGGAGGGACAAACGCUGCUCUGCUGGAACGGCGAGGGAGAGGCGGAGCCACUGGGGAGUGCCGUGCUGGACAACUGCAGUCUUCCAGAAGUCUUCAUCACUUCGUCUCAUGAGAAAGUUCAGGAAGGAGGAAGUCUCAACUUCACCUGUCAGGUGACAGGAAGUCCAACUCCUGAUGUCCGCUGGAGAACACAGAACCUCACCUCUCAGUUCUACACACAGGAACAGUUCUGGGGCUCGACGCUGGAUCUGGUCCUCAUCCUCACCAAUGUGUCCUCCAUGGAUAACCUGCACAACCUGACUUGCGAGGCGGAGAACCAGGCUGGGCCCCAGGAGAAAAUGGUGCAACUGGACAUCGAGUUUCCGGUGAAGAUCAUCUACCUGCGGAAUGCCGAACAGCAGCACCACUGGUGUAUCCCCUUCGCGGUGGACGGAAACCCUGAGCCGGAGAUCUCCUGGCUUUACAAUGGUGCCAGCUUCACGCUGACGCGCUACGCCUACAUGCAGUUGAUCCCGGACUCACUGGAUGGUUCCGUAAAGCACGGCUGCCUGUUCUUCAACAAGCCUACCCACGUCAACAACGGGUUCUACACCCUGGUGGCCCGGAACCGGCUGGGCGGCGCCAACGCCACCGCUGAGGGGAUGUUCAUGAACAAUCCCUUCGGCCCGUCGGACCCCGAGGGCCUCAUUCCAGUUGAUACGGACCCAAGUAAGUCCUCCAUUGAGCUGGAGUCUCUAAAAUAUUUUGGCACUGUCUCUCUUUUGACUCCCUCAGGUCCUAAGACCAAGUCUGAGAUGGACGUGACAGAGAACCUGGAGAACCGGGUGUUUGUGGUAUCUGUUGCCGUGGGUCUGGCUUUGUUUGCCUGUACUUUUCUACUCAUUCUGCUUGUGGUCAUCAACAAAUGCGGUCGACACUCCAAGUUUGGUAUCCACCGCUCAUCAGUUCUGGGGACAGGUGACGAUUUAGCCGUCUCGCUUCGAUUCCUGAACUUUGGAACCAGCCCCCCUUCCUCAGAUGAAGACUCGGGUCUGUCCAGCUUCGUGGAGAACCCACAGUACUUCUGUGGCAUCAUCAAAGACAAAGAUAUGUGCGUGCAGCACAUCAAGCGGCAGGACAUCGUCCUGAAGUGGGAACUUGGCGAGGGGGCAUUCGGGAAAGUCUACCUGGCCGAAUGCGCCAACCUGAGCCCCGACACCGACAAGAUGCUGGUGGCCAUCAAGACCCUGAAGGACGCCACUGAGUCAACUCGGCAGGACUUCCAGCGUGAAGCGGAGCUGCUGACAGUGCUCCAGCACCAGCACAUUGUUCGAUUCUAUGGCGUCUGCACGGACGGCGAACCGCUGGCCAUGGUGUUCGAGUACAUGAGACACGGAGACCUGAACCGCUUCCUGCGGGCUCACGGCCCAGAUGCCCGGAUCCUGGAUGAGUCCCACACGCCCCCGCUGGGCCAGCUCACCCUUCCUCAGAUGCUGCAGAUCGCAGCUCAGAUCGCUUCCGGCAUGGUGUACCUGGCCUCGCUACACUUCGUCCACCGUGACCUGGCGACACGGAACUGCCUGGUGGGGGAGGGCCUUGUGGUGAAGAUCGGAGACUUUGGCAUGUCCAGAGAUAUCUAUAGUACCGAUUACUACCGGGUGGGGGGGCGCACCAUGCUGCCGAUUCGCUGGAUGCCCCCUGAGAGCAUCAUGUACAGGAAGUUCACCACUGAGAGCGACAUCUGGAGCUUCGGUGUGGUUCUCUGGGAGAUCUUCACCUACGGCAAGCAGCCCUGGUACCAGCUGUCCAACAGUGAGGCCAUCGAAUGCAUCACGCAGGGCCGGGAGCUGGAGAGGCCAAGAACCUGCCCUAAGGAGAUCUACCUGCUGAUGCAGGGCUGCUGGCAGAGGGAGCCCCAGCAGAGGAUGGUCAUCAAGGACAUCCACAGCCGCCUGCUGGCCCUGGUCAAGAACCCGCCCGUCUACCUGGACAUCCUGGGCUAGAGGGGACC
Molecule: messenger RNA, 2486 nt
Organism: Salarias fasciatus (jewelled blenny)
Lineage: Eukaryota; Metazoa; Chordata; Actinopteri; Blenniiformes; Blenniidae
Gene: ntrk1
Product: neurotrophic tyrosine kinase, receptor, type 1
Exons: 17
Coding region: 1-2478 (825 amino acids)
Biological process (GO): nerve growth factor signaling pathway; positive regulation of phosphatidylinositol 3-kinase/protein kinase B signal transduction; positive regulation of neuron projection development
Cellular component (GO): signaling receptor complex; axon; plasma membrane
Molecular function (GO): neurotrophin binding; neurotrophin receptor activity; transmembrane receptor protein tyrosine kinase activity
Source: RefSeq, a predicted model, not a curated record